Messenger RNA from Dimorphilus gyrociliatus, 1100 nucleotides. NCBI's taxonomy places the organism in Eukaryota, Metazoa, Annelida, Polychaeta, Dinophilidae. The record is from the annotation of a GenBank genome assembly.
GCUGUUCGUAGCCAACUUUGGCUGUAUGCUGUGUGUCUGGCAAUUCGUUAACAGUAAUAUGAUGAACGAAGCUCUCUUUCUCCUAAGUUUGUCGUUAGCCUGUAUAGGCUUAUAUGGCAUUAUCCGAAGAGUUGAAAGAUGGUUUAGGUCAGGUUAUAUUAAGAACUUUAAAAACAAGCACGUUCUUAUAACAGGCUGCGACAGUGGUUUUGGCUACAUGCUAGCCAAGAGGUUAGAUAAAUUAGGUAUGCCUGUUACUGCUACUUGCCUUACAGAAGAAGGAUGCGAAAGACUUGAAUCUGAAUGUUCGGCGAGACUAAAAGCUAUCAGUCUCGACGUUACGAAUGAAGAAGAUGUCAACGAUUUAAAGGAAUGCCUAGAAUACGAACUACGAGAAAAGGGCCUCUACGCACUUGUUAAUAACGCAGGAGUAAGUCAGCCAAGAGUAGUGGCAGAGGUUUAUUGGUCAAAGAGAGGAGAUAUUAGAGAGGUAAUGGACGUGAAUUCAACAGCAAUGGCAAAUAUAACUUCCAAGUUUUUGCCAUUACUAUCAAGGGCAAACGGACGAGUAAUUAACAUGACAUCAGCGAGUAUGAGAUUACCAAAUCCUAUUGGUGUUACAAUAGCUUAUGUUGUAAGUAAAGCUGCCGCAUCAGCAUUCUCUGAUGCUUUCAGAAUCUUAAUGAAGCUUGACAAAAGGAACGUUUCUUUGCACAUAAUCGAGCCAGGGAUGUAUAAAACUAGUGUUAUGGAUAUUGAAAGAAUAACUAAAGCUUACGAAAGAGGAAUAGAAAGGAUUCCAGAUUCAUUUAAACUUAAGAAGACAUUCGAAAAACAUUCUGCUAACAUAAUUCGUAGCCUUCGGGAAAAGUUUAAUAAUUCAGCCUCUUCUAAUCUGGACGAAGUCAUUGACUACUACGAGCACGCAAUCCUAUCAAAAUAUCCGAAGAAAAGGUAUAAUAAACUGGGAGAGCCUUCAGUUGUAUUAUCCUACUUUCCAUCAAUAAUUACUGAUAAUAUCCUAUCUAAACCUGCUUUAUAUUGAAUUUUAAAAAAUAUAGAAUAAUUUCGUUGUUAUUAAUAACAAUAUACAAAAGAAC